CUACUACACGGCGCUGACGCUGGCGGUGUUUGCGGACCUCGGCUACUACCGCGCAAAUUGGAGCAUGGCGGAACUGAUGAGCUGGGGCAAGAACGUCGGCUGCGAGUUCCUGCAGAAGAAGUGCGUGGAUAUCAAGAACCUCGCCACCAGGUACCCUCACAUGUUCUGCAAUAAGGAGGACAAAGCGACGUUCCGCUGCUCCUCUGACCGCCGUCACGUCGGGACGUGCACCGGACACAUCGUUGAGUCCAAGGGGAGCUUGUACUAUAAGGACGUCUGCCCUGUUAUUUCGACGUCGUUUUAUGACAUAUUGACUGGGGAAACGCCCAACACGUGUACAGGCGCAACUGCGGAAACCCUCCCUGGGUCGCUGACUGGCACUGGCUCGUGGUGCCUGGAUGCGGAAGCGCUGCAGGUCAAGGGUGGCGACGGCGGUAAGAAAAUCGCGGGGGCGUGCGCACAGGUGUUGUGUGAGGGCGGCACAGUGAAGGUGAAGUACCUCGGCGCCAAGGAGCCUGUGCCAUGCCCCGAGGGAAAGGAAGUCACGGUGGUGGCAAAUGAUCAUCUGAAGGGCGGGAAGCUAAAGUGCCCCAAGUACGCCGAGGUGUGCACCAUCGCCGCCAACGGCAGCAGCCUCGUCAUUCCGCGCGUUGAGGAGGGGGCUAACGGAGACGCCGAGGAGAAACAAAAGGAAGAUGCAGCGGAGCACAAAAAGAAGGAAAAAGAGGAGGCGGAGGAUACUCCGUCACUUGAGUCACAGCCUGCAGAGUUGUCUUCUGGAGCUGCGGGGGGCGAUCUUUCCAAUCCAAAGGCUGCAGCGGAGGUUGGGCCCGGCACAUUGCCGGCUGCUGAGACGCAGGAGACCGAAAAUGGGCCUGGCGGUCCUGCUCACUCCGCUGCAGCCUCGCCGCCCCCAGCUGACGCCGCCCCCUCACCGGACGAGGCCGUUGCCGCAAAAGAAAGUGACGCGGAGGAGGCGGCGGAGGAGGCGGCGGGAGCAGCUUCUGCGGCCCCCGAUGUGCCUGCGCCGCCCACCCCGACACCGACGGCAUCCGUCAAUGGCAGCGCCGUGCAGAAGAAACUUGACGGGGCGGCGCAGCAACUCGGAGGCGACGCCGGUGCGGCUGCUGCGGCUGUUGGCUGCAGUCACUUUGUGCUGCUCGCCGUGGCCGCCGCGGCCGCGGUGGCGAUGCUGCCGUCUUGA
Trypanosoma conorhini is the source of this 1204-nucleotide messenger RNA. RefSeq names its product surface protease GP63. Gene Ontology annotation, biological process: proteolysis; cell adhesion. The transcript has a single exon. Gene Ontology annotation, cellular component: membrane; cytoplasm. Lineage: Eukaryota; Euglenozoa; Kinetoplastea; Trypanosomatida; Trypanosomatidae. Gene Ontology annotation, molecular function: metalloendopeptidase activity. The record is from RefSeq and is a predicted model, not a curated record. The annotation marks the transcript as partial.